UGCCCUGGCAAAUCUGUGUCAGGCUGGGGUGGUGCAAGCUCGCACUGUGCUUGGGCGCUCAGUGCCCGUCCACCCUCGCUACCCGGUGACACUGCACGAGUGCUUCUCCUGACGAGUGCAACCGGUGCAUUCGCACGGUAUCAUCUCAUCCUCGAUGCACCAACUUGGUUCUCGCAUUCGGAGGAACGUUGUUCGGCCGAACGUUGGUCGUCAAUAACGGGGUUGCCGAGGGCCAACAUAAAUAUGAUCCGUCCUCAAUAAUAAAACGAAUUAAAUUUUAUUCCACAAGAGAGGCCUCCAACGUUAGAACACAACGGCUAUAUAUAUAUAUAUAUAUAUAUAUAUAUAUAUAUAUAUGUACGUAUGAAAUUAGAAGAUUCAGUAUUAGUCCUGGGACCAAGAACGUCGAUCCAUUACUCCAAGAAAAUCAAAGAAUCCCCAAGAUGUUUAAUCUUUAUCAAAGCUUGAAUAAAAAAGAUGAGGGUGAGAGUCAUCGUGAAUCGGAUGUCACCGGACAUGAUAGAUUCUGGCAGGAGAGGCCAAGGACGCGUCGGAAACGACGUGCCGUUAAUCGCAGAACUCAAAGUGCUAUAGAGCUUGAUUCCGAAGCUAUGGUAUCUGCCCGUGGUGUCCUUAGACGUGGAAGAAGCGCAAGUAUCGAGGACGACGAAAGCGAAGAGGAAAAGGGCUAUCAAUUGACCAACAAAAUCGACAAUUUAGCUAAAAUUUUAUUCAAUCGUGUCUCUGCCGCGCGAGGAUGCAGAGAUCAAAAUGAGAUCAGAAAUGGACGACACCACUACACGGCACUGGGUCACGGACCGUCCGCUUGCGAGGACGUCGGCGAGUACGUUGAAAUGGAGAAAAGGUCCAGAGACCGUGCUUUAUCAAUCUGUCAGACUUAUAUCCAACGAACCUCGCGGUAUACUCUCAUCAAACAGCUCAACAACAUCGGAUCGAGAGUGGACAAGCAUUGGUUUGCUGUAAGAGAUACUUCGCUCAAAACUGACAGACUCAUCACUCUGAUGCCCUUGAAUAGAAAUUGUCCGUUGAGUAUCUGUCCGUCGACGAAAGACAUCCUUAACAAUUUAUUUCUCGCUCUACAACAUCCAUACAUUUGUCCUAUAUUCGGCCUGGAAUUUCUCGAGUACGAAGAACUCAACUACGUUGUCUUGAUCCAACCUAUUAAUCACGGUAGUCUUAAGGAUCUUAUAUACGGCAUCGAGAGGAAUUGCUGGAACGAUGAUUGGAGUCAAAAGUAUGCUUCUCGUGGUAAAGGUCUACCAUUAUCACAAAUCCAGCAGAUGGGUAGACAGAUAUUAGAAGCUUUGGUGUUCCUUAAAGAGAGAGGUUUUCCUGUAGUCUCUCAUCUACACUCUGGAAACGUUGUCGUGCAGAAUGGCGUAGCUCGUCUUGCCGGUCUCGAAAACACCCUCUUAGGUUUCAAAAGCAGAAUACAUCCAAUAGUAACAACACGAUUGACCAAAACAAGCACUGUAGACGUGAUAUGUUUCGGUCACAUGCUGUUCGAAAUGUGCGCCGGCUACGAAUUAUGCUCCUUCAAACCAACCGCUGCGCAUCUUUCGGAUAUCGAGAUAUAUCCGCAGGUCAUUGAACUACUUGAGAUAAUAUUUGAUGAGACUAGAAAUCGGUAUCCGAGUAUAGAAGAACUUCUUAUUCACGACCUCUUCAGAAACAUAGACCUUCGCGAAAUGCGCUGUGCACCCGUUACGAUAUUUCGUCCUGCCUUGACACCUUCAAUAAUCAACUUUCUGGAUGGUAUAAAGCAACAAAAUUUAGGUAAAAGAUUUCCGAACUUAGAUUCGAAAGAUAUGAUAUCAUUGAAAAGUCCUGAAGCCGAAUACCAGGAUUCACUUCUUGUCCAAAUAUACAACGAACUAUCUAACACGACCAUAUAAUAGGGGAACAAUUUUUUCGUCUUAUAUACACUCGUCAAAUUUUACUAUUAAUGAUAAUAAGUGCCAAGAUAAAUAAAUCUUAAUUAUUAUUCGCGACUAUCGAAAAUAUUGAAGAAAGUUGUAUAAUUAAAAAUGUUGAAAGGGGAUGUAAACUGGAAACAUCUAGCAAAGAUAAAAACGCACGUCAAUAUGUGUUGAAGCGACGAUAUUUUGAUAAAUUAUUCUAAGCUUACAAUUGAUAUUUAAUAAUCCCUUUUUGAGUAAUACGGAAAUGAUUACAGGAAAUUUUCAAUGGGUCAUUUUAAACCCCAUUUAUCUUAUAAACGUAUAUAAAACAUUUGUUUAUGUACAUUUUAUGUAAUAGAUAUAUCAUAUUGACUUUAAAAUUGUAAUCGAUUUAAAUAUUACCUGAUAAUGUUUACACAUCUUUCUCAUUCUCAAAUUUAACGCAACUUUCUUAUUAUUAUUAUAGCAUGGAUCUAAUACAGGGUGGAUUUUAGGACUGAAUUGUUUAGAUGAUUAUUUCGUCGUUCAAGAUGGUUUGAAACAAAAAAUUCAGAAAUUACGAUAAAAAUUAUUAAUAACUAAUAUUUGUGACAGUUAAAAACAAAAAAGGAAAAAAAACAGAUAAAACACGAAUGGAUAAAUUAUCAAUAGAGAUUUCUUUAUCAUACUAAUGUAAUUUCUCAUACAAACCUAUAUUCUCCAAUUUGGUCUUGUAUCGAACGACACGACAUAAUAGUGCCUGAAUGUUUAGCAUUUAUUUUCUAUGUACCUAAGAGCUACCCUAAAACCCAAGUUGCUGAUUGUAAGAACGCGCUAUUACCACCGAUAGGCUCACUGCUGGCAAAUAUAAAUUCGUUUAUUAUUAAAUCUGUUUAUUAUCGUGUUUAUAUAGUUACAAAAAAAAUAUGCACUAAUAAAUCUUGUAUAUAAAAAAAAAAAAAAAA
Molecule: messenger RNA, 2866 nt
Organism: Polistes dominula (European paper wasp)
Lineage: Eukaryota; Metazoa; Arthropoda; Insecta; Hymenoptera; Vespidae
Gene: Slob
Product: Slowpoke binding protein
Source: RefSeq, a predicted model, not a curated record